Lepisosteus oculatus (spotted gar) is the source of this 4512-nucleotide messenger RNA. RefSeq names its product klotho beta (gene klb). Gene Ontology annotation, molecular function: hydrolase activity, hydrolyzing O-glycosyl compounds. Gene Ontology annotation, biological process: carbohydrate metabolic process. The record is from RefSeq and is a predicted model, not a curated record. Lineage: Eukaryota; Metazoa; Chordata; Actinopteri; Semionotiformes; Lepisosteidae.
UGUAAUAUCUGUUCAUAGCUGAUGAGGUAAAUGAUUGGCUUGUCACGUGGUUUAAACAUUUGUGUUAAACCAGUCAUUUGACAUUACCCAUAAGAUGACAUCCUCUGUGCAAGAAGUAUUUGCACAGAAAAGAAGGUGAGACCCUUCCAGUGGUGGUCCAAGCUUGCUGCUCUUCCACUCCAAAUUGUUUUUUUAAAUCCUGUCAUUUUCGCUGGCUGCUUCUUGCCAGUCUCUAGUGAACGCCGAUAUUUGCUCAACACCUGCAGUGAAGGGGGUCUCUCAGAUGGCAUGCAGUCUCUGUGCACCGUGUGUGCACAUACAGUGCUCUGCCUGCUCAGCCUGUGUGUCUUUAUUCCGUUGUGCUGCAAGUGUGUGUGUGUCUGAGCAGUCUCCCAGGGCAGAGCGUGCUAGGAGCCGCCGAGCUGCCUUCCCGGAGCACACUUCUCCCUCCUAACUCAUCCUUGGGAUCACAGUUCAGGCUAAUCAUUGACAGAGGUCCAACUUGCAACAGAAGAUUGUUGUGUUUUUUUUUUCCCACUGGCACGAUAAGGCAGUCCAGCAGCUCAGGUCUUCAGAUGGCCCCAGCUCAGCUCGGCUGAGCUCUCGUGUGCUUUCCCUGUCCUCUGCUCCAGCCGUCAUGCUCGUCUCCCUCGGUUUGGGCUGGAUCUGAGUCCCAGGGGAGCACAGGAUGGGUCCCCUUGCUUUAAAAAGCCUGUUUGUGCUGCUCCUGUGUAGCCGGGGGGCCGUGGUCUGCCUGCCAGGAGAUGGACGAGCCGUGUGGAGAGCGCAGUCCAGCUCGAGCCCUGUGGACGCCAGCCAGCUGUUCCUGCACGGCACGUUCCCCCGGGACUUCCUCUGGGGAGCCGGGAGCGCCGCUUUUCCGAGCGAGGGAGCCUGGGACCAGGACGGCAAGGGCCCCUCCAUUUGGGAUCACUUCACUCGCUCCCAGCAGGCUCCGGGGUCUGGCACCUCCAGCGACAGCUACAGGCUGUGGGAGCAGGACGUGGAGCUGCUGAAGCACCUAGGGGUGCGGACCUACAGUUUCUCCAUUUCGUGGCCCCGGCUGUUCCCCAACGGGACCGGCGGGGCCCCCAACCUGCCGGGGGUGGAGCACUACAAUCUGCUGAUUGACCGGCUGAAGCAGGAGGGCAUCGAGCCCGUGGUCACCCUCUACCACUGGGACCUGCCCCUGGCACUCCAGCAGCUCCACAGCGGGUGGCACAGCGACGCCCUGGUGGAUGACUUCGAGGGCUAUGCCGCCUUCUGCUUCCAGAGCUUCGGGGAUCGCGUCAAGUACUGGGUGACAAUGCACAACCCCUACGCGGUGGCCUGGCACGGCUAUGGGACAGGCGUGCAUGCCCCCGGAGAGAGAGGGAACCUCACAGCUGUCUUUGCUGUGGCUCACAAUCUAAUCAAGGCCCAUGCAAAAGCGUGGCACACGUACGACAGGAGAUUUCGAAAACUCCAGCACGGACAGGUGUCCAUAGCUCUGGGAUCUCACUGGAUAGAGCCGGAGGGAGGGAAAGCCAGCCCAUUCAACGUGGAAAAAUGCCAGGAGUCUAUGGAGGCUGUUCUGGGUUGGUUUGCAGAGCCCAUAUACGGACAAGGGGACUACCCGACCCUCCUGAAAAACAGCACACAUGGCCUCCUCCCUGCCUUCACUGCAGAAGAGAAGGACAACAUUAAGGGGACUGCAGACUUCUUCGCUUUUUCGUUUGGGCCCAACAGCCUAAGGCUAGUACACAGUUCAGUGAGGUUUGGCCAACACGUGUCACUGAGCCUGAGACAGGUGCUGAACUGGAUUAAACUUCAAUACAACAAUCCCAGAAUUCUCAUUCUGGAGAAUGGGUGGUUCUCAGACACCAGCGUGACUACGGAAGACACUGUGGCCAUCUACGUGAUGAAAAAGUUCAUAAACCAAGUUCUGCAGGCAAUGCUACACGAUGGUGUGCAAGUCCUGGGUUAUACCUUGUGGUCUCUGGUGGAUGGUUUUGAGUGGAAUUACGGCUAUUCAGUCAGGAGAGGGCUGUUCUACGUGGACCCCAACAGCAAAGACAAAGCAAGAAUCCCCAAGACAUCAGCUGCUUUCUACAAACAGGUCAUCAAAGACGGGGGCUUCCCUGGAAGGGAGGGGGACGAGGCUGUCCAGGGCCAGUUCCCCUGCGACUUUCACUGGGGCGUCUCCGACUCCGUACUGCAGGUGCGGUUCAGCCCCUCGUCCCCACAGUUCCUGGAUCCGAACCUGUACCUGUGGAAUGUCACGGGAGAUGGAGCCCUGCGUCCGAUCUCCGGGAUCCGGAUGGAAACUCGCGGCCCCCAGUGCACAGACUUCCUGGCCAUCCCGAAGCAUCUCCAGCUGGUGCAGAUGUCUGGGGCCGACCACUACAGGUUCGCGCUGAACUGGUCCCUUCUUCUGCCCAGCGGCGACCUGUCCGCCGUCAACCGAGAGGCUGUGCGGUACUACAGGUGCGUGGUGACCGAGCUGCGGAAACGCGGGGUCCGGACGAUGUUGACCUUGUACUACCCUACGUUCCAUCACCAGCUUGGCCUCCCCGCCCCCCUACACAAGGCUGGAGGCUGGCUGAACCGGACCACCAUUGAGGCGUUCCGGGACUACGCCGCCCUCUGCUUCCGAGAACUGGGCCCGUGGGUGAAGCACUGGAUCACCCUCAACGAGCCCAACCGCCUGAGCCACGCCUACAACGCCAGCGGCAGCGACGCCUACACCGCCGCGCACCACCUGCUCCUGGCGCAUGCGGCGGCCUGGCGCCUCUACGACCGGGAGUACCGGGCCCGGCAGGGGGGCCGGGUGUCCCUCUCUUUGCACGCUGACUGGGCGGAGCCCGCCAACCCCUACCUGGACUCCCACGCGUCCGCCGCCCGCCGCUUCCUGCUCUUCGAGCUGGCCUACUUCCUCGAUCCGCUCCUCGGCCCCGGCGACUACCCGGCACCCCUGCGCCGCUACCUGCGGGAGAAGACCGGGGCCGGCCUCUCCCGUUCUGCCCUCCCGGAUGUCACCCCGGAGGAGAGGGAGGCCUUCCGGGGCGCCCUGGACUUUGUGGCCCUCAACCACUUCACCACGCGCCUGGUGACCCACCGGCGCGCCAACGGCAGCCGGAACUUGGAUGACCGGGACUGCGAGCUGAUGUCCGACAUCACCUUUCCUGCCUCCCAGCUGGGCCUCUCUGUGGUGCCCUGGGGGGUCCGCAGAGUUCUGGCCUGGGUCAGGGAACGGUACGGGGAGGAGGUGGAGAUUUACAUCACGGCCAACGGCGUGGACGAGCGGUCCCGGGACAACGACGUGGUGAGACAGUACUACAUGAGGAGCUACCUGCAGGAAGUGCUGAAAGCCCAUCAGCUUGAUCACGUGAAUGUGAAAGGGUACUACGUGUGGAAGCUCCAGGACAAACAUAUCCCUCAGUUUGGGCUCUUCAACUCCCAGCUCUUCCAAUCAACUGCCCGGUCCUCCGUCAAUACGUACAGAGAACUGAUCGCCAACAGGGGCUUCCCCGCCUUGGGGCAGCUGGGAGUGUCUUGUGAGGAAGAGGAAGGGCGCAGCUGUUCAGUCUGUGCCUUCGUCCUGGAGAGGAAGCCCUUCUUCUUCUUCGGGAUCUGCCUCUUCGUCACUCUGAGUCUGCUUACCAUGGUGCUCGCCGUCGCCAGGAGGAGGAGGAGGAAGCCGAAACGCAGAUCCCGGGCGCGUUCCAGGUGGGAGAGAGCGACCCUGCUCCAGCUCGGGAGCAACGUGAAGCAGAGCUGCUUCAGGAAGAACUAAUCCGUGACGAAUUGACGGGCGUUUUAAUCCUGUUUUAGGGACGUGUCAUCCAAGACGGUGGAUACCUAACGUGUAUAUUUAUUCGGUAGGUACUGUACGCAUUAAGGAAAGACCUUCAGAACGUAUUCAGCUCUGGUUAAUAUGCCGAAUGUUUUUCACUUUGUACUUAAAGUGGAAAUACUGGACUAAUUAUUCAGACAUUGUUUUUACCAAGAUAUCAACUAUUAUUUCUAAAUGUUUCUGGGGGAUCAAUUCCGCUGCUGUAGAAACACAUCUUCGAACCUGUCGACAUCUAAAAAGGUUUUAAGUUACUUUGGGGCGUUACCCAAGGUGAUAAAAUUACUAUGAACCAAAUAAAAUUCAGUUUUACAUUUUUGCUUUCAAUCUAAUGGUUUUAGAAAUUAAUUACAGGGGGUCAAUCUGAGCACUUAAGAGAAACUUUUUAAUCAAAUUUGAAAGCAACUUUUUUCAGACCCAAGGAAACGUGUAUCGAGCUGAAUGCAAGUAAACUGAAGUAUUUCCACUCCAGUCCUAACUCUGAACUACACUUCUGUACAAACUUGUGUAGUUUCUUCUCAUGGUGACUUAUUUAAUUUUAGAGACUAAAAGGAGACAUUUUUUAUCUGUGAUAUCUUCAGCAGACAGCAUUGUAGGCGCUCAAGAUGCAGGGAAAUGACCAAAUCCAGAAAUGUUCUGCUGCGAGAAUAAAUAUUAAUAAAGAUAUGUUGCGAACACUA